CAGUGGGAGGGGGCACCGGAUGGAGGUCACGUCCGGGGAUUGAGCAGAAAGGGGUCCACCGGGAAGGACGGGGGAACACUCCCCGAAAGGGCUGGGCCGCAGGGCGAGGCCCGGAGCCGACCGUCCAAACCCCUGACCCUGACCCUAACCCCCAAAUCCGCAGCCCGACGGGCCCGUCCCUCCGAGCCCCCGGAUCGGCCCCGGAGCCAGAGAAGAGGCCGAUAAGGGGCGUUGCGCCGGCGGGGAGGGAUGGCCGUAGGAAAGGGGGGAAUGUCCCCAUGGGGAUUCUCUCUAUCUCUUCUCCAGAUGCGAAAGGACCGGCCGAGGAUGCGGAUUCUUCUGCGGUCUGGAGGGUCGAGGGGGCGGGCUCCCACUCCGUCGAUCCUUGGUCCGCCUGUGCCUUCUAUGGAGACUGACUGGUGUGACUGGUGUCGGACGGACCGGCUUUCCGCCUCUAUGCCCUCUCCAGCGAGCCCGGGGGCCCCCACUUCCAGCCUUCCUCUUAGGGCAUCCCUCCUCAUCCCUCCUCCUUAACCCGGGAAAGCUGCUUCACGUGCUUGGAACCGCGCGGCCGUGCGCCCCCUGGCGGCCGCCCCUCGCACCGCCCCCGGGGGCGGAUUAUCCGCGCCCCGCUUCUGCCACACAGCGGCCCCUGCCGGCCGCCGGCGGGAUCGCGGGUCCCGGCCGGGAGAGGUCCCCCCGCUGUUUUUGGGCGGGAGGGGAAAAAUCUCGUCACACCUAGGGAGGAAAUUUCCUCCCCCAAAGGAAAGAGCCCGAUCCCGGGGACAUCCUUCAACACCACCGGAGAAUGGGAAGAACUGGAAAAGACAAGCGGCCGGCUCCGGGGUGGGAGGCGGUAGCCAGCAGUAACUGAUUUACGUCCAGGGGCCUGGGAGUGCGAGGCCGUCAGUGGGAAAAGAGAGUUAAAAAGGAGAGGACCUAGACGGACUUAGACAGGCGGAAGGAGGGCACAGACGGCGUCUCAGCGGGCCCGGAGUUUAACUCUGCAGCGGCGGCGGCGGCGGCAGCAGCAGCAACGACCAGAGCAGCAGCAGCAGCAGCAGCAGCAGCCAAGUCCUCGGCCCCCUCCCAAGCCUCGAGCCCCUCGGGGUCGCCCUCGUCUCCUCUCUCCCUUCGGGGUCGCUCGGUUCGCAGCACUGCGGGUCGGUCCCGUCCGCCUGACCCUCUCCGGCGCCCUCGCCCUCUCCCCGCCCAGACAACGGGGCGCUCCGUGCGGCGGCCACAUCCCUGGAGCCCGCGGGGCCGAGGGCGGCGGGGCCGGGAGCCCUCCACCGACCGGGUCCGCUCCGCCGAAGUCCUCGCCUGGCUCUGCUCCCACGCCCAGACCGACCUGGCCCGGAGCUCCGAGAUGUCCGCCUGCAGCCCGGACAUCGCCGACGGCCGGGAGGGCUCCCGGCGGGCCGCCCCCCAUCCCGGCUCCCCGCCGCCCCACGACUUGGCUUCCGGCGAGGACGCGGCGCUGCUCCCCGCGGCCCCCCCCAACGGGACACUCCGCCCAGGCGGCGCCCUACCUCGGGAGGCCGGAGCUCCCGGCUGCCGGUGGAAGGACGGGCCGGGCCCGGUGUGCAAGCAGCCGGCCGAGCCGCCCGACCACAAGGCCCCUUUGGGCUCCACCGCGUCCGUGAACACCGAGGCCAGCUGCAAGAGUCGCCUGUCCACCGCCUCGAGGAUCCAAGAGGUGGCGGGAGACGACCGCUGUGCGCACUGCAUCCUGGCCUGCCUGUUCUGCGAGUUCCUCAGCCUCUGCUCCCUGGCCCUGGAGUGCGUGGUCUGCGGGGGGGCGUGCGGGGGCGAGCCCUGGGAGCUCCGCGGCCCGGAGCCCGGCGGGGGCUGCGCUUGCGGACCCGGCUGCGGGGUGCUGCAGGACUGCUGCGGCUCGGCCGACUGCCUGGAGCUCUGCACCGAAUGCUGCUCCAUCUGCUUCCCGGCAUGAGGGGGGGCGGGGGGCGAGCCCCCGGCUUCCCCCCCACCCCUCCGCCUCAAUCCCCCCACCCCAUUCCCUCGUCUCGUUGCCCCGCGUGCCCUGGGCCGGACGUCGCGGAAGCCCGGGGUGAAAAACGCACGACCUCGCCUGGCCUUUGGGAGGGCGUUUGCUCGUGGUGCGAAUGCCUGCAAGGGAAUGGAAGCUUUUGCACGGAGAUGCGAGCUUGGCCAGUGGGUCCUGCGGGGGCUGCCGGGCCGCCAGGGGAGCUGGGAGCAGGAUUCAUCUCGGAUUGACAGGGAUUCCCAUUGGCUUCGUGCCUCAACAAGUGAGGACCGGCUUUCUAAUUCCACAAGUUCUGGGACGCCCCGUUACGCACACGUGGGCAGGCAGGCCGUUGGAUGGGAACCUGCGGACCCGCUCCUCCGCGUUUCCCGCUCCCAUUGGUCAUCGGGAUGGGACGGUCAGAAUUCCCAGGCUCCGUGAUGUCACCACUGGACUCGGACUCCCAGCCGCCCGCUGCGGCCUUCUCCCUGGGCCGUCCUCGCAGACGGGCCAGCCCGCCGGCUCGCCGAACUGUGACCGAUUCUUUGCGGUUCCGUGUCGAACCCCCUGCAAAUGUGAUGUCGUCCGGAUGGUCCGGCCUUCCGUGCCGUGAUGUCAUUGGAGUGAGCAACAAGCACUUUCCCCCCAUUGAAGAACGAUUAUUAUCUUUACGUGUUAGCACAGAAGUUACACUUUUAUAUCCACUUUAUGGUAUUGUUUAUAAAAAAUAACUCGUUUUAA
Messenger RNA from Ornithorhynchus anatinus (platypus), 2728 nucleotides. Its product is annotated as myoD family inhibitor-like. The coding region runs from base 1370 to 1954 and encodes 194 amino acids. NCBI's taxonomy places the organism in Eukaryota, Metazoa, Chordata, Mammalia, Monotremata, Ornithorhynchidae. The transcript is spliced from 7 exons. The record is from RefSeq and is a predicted model, not a curated record.